Molecule: messenger RNA, 10632 nt
Organism: Dromiciops gliroides (monito del monte)
Lineage: Eukaryota; Metazoa; Chordata; Mammalia; Microbiotheria; Microbiotheriidae
Product: zinc finger protein 420-like
Exons: 5
Coding region: 179-2815 (878 amino acids)
Biological process (GO): negative regulation of transcription by RNA polymerase II; regulation of cytokine production; regulation of immune system process
Source: RefSeq, a predicted model, not a curated record
GAAGCCCAGUGCGGACCGUAGUGUUUCGGAGCCAGGCGGCGUUUGGAGGCUCAGUGAAAUCGAGGCUCGGUCGGGCCCUGGUGCGUGGGGCGGCUCGGACGGAGUGAGCGAGGGAGCGGCUCUGCUUUCUCAAAGUGUGGGCCUUCUUCCAGAAAAGAGGCAAGAGGGGAAAGGAAGGAUGGCUUCUGUGCUCCUGGCAGCAGCGAGGUCCCAGAAGUCGUUGACAUUUAAGGAUGUGGCUGUGAACUUCACCAAGGAGGAAUGGAGGCAACUGAACCCUUCUCAGAGAAAUAUGUACAGGGAUGUGAUGCUGGAGAACUAUAAGAACCUAGUCUUCCUGGGGCUUCUAGGUUCUCAACCAGAUGUGAUCUCCCAACUGGAGAAAGGUGAAGUGCCUUGGAUGCCUGAGGGAGAAGUACCCAGAAGCCCUUGUCGAGAUUCUCUUAUUCUGAAUACUAGGCGUAAAACGACAGAAUCAGUUCUGAAGCAUUCGGUUUCUCUUGGAGAAACAUCCAAAGAAAUACUCACAAAGGAUGGAUCUUGUAAUGCCAUUCUGGGAGAUGGCUGGGAAUGUGAUGUCAAGUUACAGAAGCAGAAGGAUAACCAGCAAAGAAAGUCUAAAAAAAUGACAGUUACCCAUGAAAGCAACAUAUUUGGGAAAAGCUUCAGUUCUGGUUCAUUACCUGUUCCACAGCAGAGAGCUGCCACAGGAAAAAGUCUCCAUGGGUAUGGAGGAAGCACAAAGAUCUCCAAACAGUAUUCGAGCAUUCUCAAAUGUCAUAAAAUCUCUGGCAAGAAACUUUCUAAGUCCAAUAAAUAUAGGAAAUCCUUCAGUUACCAUUCAGAUCUUAUUCAGUAUCAUAGAAAACUUACUGGGAAAAAAACAUGUGAAUGUAGUGAGUGUGGGAAAGCUUUUAGCACCAGAUCAUCACUUAAAGGACACCUGAGGCUUCAUACUGGAGAGAGACCCUUUGUGUGCAGUGAGUGUGGGAAAGCCUUCAUUCAGAGGGCCAAACUGAAUGUACAUAAGAGAAUUCAUACUGGUGAAAAACCCUUUGUUUGCCAUGAAUGUGGAAAAGCUUUCAGAUAUUCAAUAAGUCUUACUGAACAUAAGAGAAUUCACACAGGAGAGAAACCUUUUGAAUGUAAAGAAUGUGGGAAAGCCUUCAGGCAGAGCUCAGCACUUAGGAGGCAUCAGAUAAUCCAUACUGGGGAGAAACCCUUUGUGUGUAAUCUGUGUGGGAAAGCCUUCAUAGAGAGUGGAAAACUUACUGCACAUAAGAGAAUUCACACAGGUGAGAAACCUUUUCAGUGUAAAGAAUGUGGGAAGACCUUUAGCUACAUCUCAUCCCUUAGAGAUCAUUGUAGGUUUCAUACUGGAGAAAACCGUCAUGAAUGUAAUGAGUGUGGGAAAUCUUUCAGUAGAAGCACAUCACUUAAAGGCCACCAAAAAAUUCAUACAGGUGAGAAACCCUAUGUGUGUAAUGAGUGUGGAAAAGCUUUCAUAGAGAAAGUAAGACUUACUGAACAUAAAAGAAUCCAUACUGGAGAGAAACCCUUUGAAUGCAAUGAAUGUGGGAAAGCCUUCAGCCACAGCUCAUCCCUUAGAUAUCAUAGGAGACUUCAUACUGGAGAAAAACGAUACAAAUGCAAUGAGUGUGGGAAGUGCUUCAGUGCAAGUUCAACACUUAGAAAACACCAGAGAACUCAUACUGGAGAGAAACCCUUUUCCUGUACUGAGUGUGGGAAAGCCUUCAUAGAGCGAGGAAGACUUACAGAACAUAUGAGAAUUCAUACUGGAGAGAAACCUUUUGAAUGUAAUGAAUGUGGAAAGGCCUUUAGCUAUACCACUAGUCUUACUGAACAUCAGAGAAUUCACACAGGAGAGAAACCUUUUGAAUGUAGUGAAUGUGGAAAAGCCUUCAGCCAAAGCUCAACACUUAGGACACAUCAAUUAACACAUACUGGAGAGAAGUCCUUUGAAUGUAAUGAAUGUAAGAAAGCCUUCAGUAGUCGGUCAUCCUUGAAGCUUCAUUGGAGAAUUCAUACAGGAGAGAAAAAGUUUGAAUGUAGUGAAUGUGGGAAAUCCUUUAUCAGAAGUUCAUCACUUAUGAAGCAUCAGAGGAUUCACACUGGAGAAAAACCAUUUGCAUGCAGUGAAUGUGGGAAAGCCUUCAUAGAGAGAGGAAGACUUAAUGAACAUAUGAGAAUUCAUACGGGAGAGAAACCCUUUGAAUGUCAUGAAUGUGGAAAAGCCUUUAGCUACAUAGCAAGUCUUACAGAACACAAGAGAAUUCAUACCGGGGAAAAGCCCCUUGAAUGUAAUGUAUGUGGAAAAGCCUUCCGCCACAGGAUAGGUCUCACAGCCCAUAAGAGAAUUCACACAGAAGAAAAGCCUUUUGAAUGUAAAGAAUGUGGGAAAGCCUUCAGUAACAGCUCAAAUCUUAUGAUGCAUUGGAGACUUCAUACAGGAGAGAAACCCUUUAAAUGUAAUGAAUGUGGAAAAGCCUUCAGCAAUAGUUCAAACCUUAGGACACAUCAAAGACUUCAUACUGGAGAGAAACCCUUUGAUUGCAAUCAGUGUGGGAAAGCCUUCAGAGAGAAGAGACAACUUACUUUACACAAAAGGAUUCAUACUGGAGAGAAACCCUUUGAAUGUAAUGAAUGUGGAAAAGCCUUCAGUUAUCCAACAAGUCUUACAGAGCAUAAGAGAAUUCAUACUGGAGAGAAACCCUUAGAAUGUAAUGAAUGUGGGAAAACCUUCAGUCACAGCUCGUCUUUUAGGAAUCAUAAGAAGUGUCAUAUUAAAGAAUAACAAUAUCUAUGAAACAAAUAUGGGCAACCUCUAGUGACAACUCUUUCCUUUUGUAUCUUUAGAAAAUUCAUGUUUUGGAGAAAACAAGGGAAGGUAAUAUGUGAAAAUUUUUUCAGCAAUAGCACAUCCUUUGAGACCUGAGAAUUUGCAGAAUCACAAAAACUAUAGAGCUUUAAGGGAACUUGGGGAUCAUAGUCUAGCCAGUGCCAGUAGAAUGUAAGGUACUUGAGGGCAAGGACAUUUUUGGUUUGUUUUGGUUCGUUUUUCUUUGUCACUGGUUACCUAGCACAGGAUCUGGCAUGUGGGAGGUGCUCAACAAAUACUUAUUGAAUGCCAAGCAAGAAUCUACUAUGCAAUAUGCCUGAAAAAUAGGCUGGAUUAUUUGCUUGAAAACAACUCUGGUAGCCAAAGUAAGCAGGCCCAUUCAAGGUCCUUACUUUUACUCCAGCUACAGAAUCCUGUAACAAAAGAGCAUCUCUCAGGGAUUCAACUGGAACCAAUGAGAGGGUUGGAAUAACAAGUGAUAUGGCAGAUAUAGCAACAUGGGUUUAAGAAAGCUUUUACUCUUUUUUUUUUUUUACAUUUAAAAUAUAGAUGCCCAUGAGAUUGGACUUGUAGGUAGUUUAGAGCCAUGAACUUUCCUUGGAGAAAUACUUGUUAUGAAUGUAAAGUGACUUGAUUGGAAAGAACCUAGAAUAGCAUUUUUUUUUCUGUUGAUAAUGGGAAAUGAUAGCUAAACUUAAACAAUCCAAAGAUCUUCCCCUGUGGACAUAUGGAUCUUCCCCAAAGAAUUUGUUUGACUCCUAAUGACUUUCAAGCAUAGUUUUACAGAUGCCGGAAUUUUGAUGUGGACUUGAAAAAAGUAGCUGCAAUCAUCCUAUUAACAAAACAGUAUUGGGGAUAAUUGUCUAAGAGACCUGGGCAUCUGCCUCCUGGCAAAUGAUUGUUGUGGAUAUUUCUAUGAUUCCACAUUAAACCUAUUCUGUGUGUGUAGUUUUGUGACACAUGCAUCUGAAUUUGUAGCUGUAGUAUAUGUAUGAAUCAGUCUAUUAAGAAUUAAUUUUGCUUAGGAUUUAUUAUCCCUUUCUUUACCAAGCUGCUACCAAAUGCGAAAUACCUAGAAAGUUAUCAGCCCUCUAACUCCACAGAGGAGGAGGGAAGAGGGUUAACUACCAUUGUUGAAAGAAAAUUUCCAGAAAGUCCAAGACUACUGGAACUGUAGACUCAGAAAUUAUAAAGGUUUUUUCCUCAUGUGUGGCCACAUUUCUGUGAGCUGAGAACAAACACUCCUUUUCCUGUCUAACAAGGAAUUCUAAAGCUCUCUUCAACAAGAAUAGUCCAAAUAGAAGCUGAGAAAGGUAUUUUUAUUACUCAGUCUUAUCCUUCUUUACAUAUUUCAAAUGGCAGCGACCACUUCUCUUUAGUAUUCUAUCACUGAAUUGAUUACUAUUGGAAGUUAUUAUUAAAACUAAGUUUCUCAUAAAAAGUAAUUAUUAGCAGUGACCCAAUUUUCAGUUUGGUGAACCAUACUUUGUUGUGAACCAAAUAGUCUCUUAACUAUGUGUAUUAAUAAAUAUGCAUAAUAUUUUCAUACAUGUUUUUAAAAAAAAUAAUCUGUUAAAAUGUGUUAUUGAGCAUAAUCUUCCAAGAUGCUCUGUUGUUAAAGAGAAAAGAGUCUUAGUUCAUAAGACUUGGAAUAUGUGUUUUACAGGAAAAGCUAGAAAAAGUGAGCUAUAGGAAUUCAAUUUCUAAAUACAUUGUUUUAGCCUUUAGAGCUAAACAACAGGCAUAGAUAAAAUAGCCUUGUAUCUUUGAAGCAUUAAUUUUAGUGUGUUGCAUAUAUACAGAGCAAGAUUUGGGAUGCAGAAUUAGUGAGCAAAGAUCCUAACUAGCAGAACAAAAUUAGAAAAGAGCAGAGAAAUUAAAUAAGUAAUUCCAAGAUCAGAUCUUUGAUUUCAAUGAUCUAGAACUUUGUAUGAGAAAAUUCACUGUAUCAGGGCAAGUCAACACUUAGAAUGAAAUGAUUUUCCAUGGAGAUGGGGUGGGGUUCAUGGCCAAUCUAUUCAAAGGUGAAAUUUGAGCUUGGGUCUUCCUGGUUCAGAGGCCAGCUCUACUCACUCUAUUAUAUCUUACCCUUUUGGAGAAGAAGAUAAGCUACUUUAGAAAACUGGACCAGUACAGCAACUUUGUCAGUCUGGAGAUUUUACCCAGUAGCUUAAUAACCUGAUGAUUGAAUUUUUGUAAAGCCUAAAGUUCUAGAUGAGUGACAGAUGUUACUGUUUUACCCUUUUCCUCCUUGCUUGAAGAAGAGCUUUUUUGUAACUAUUAAGUGGCAAAUGUUUAAACUUAUAGGAUUCAACUCACCCAAUUGAAUGAAUAUAUAAUAAACAUUUUUUAAGAUAAGGAGUGUCUCCUCUCCCCUCCUCCCUCCAGAGUACCGCAACCAGAGAGAAGGAAAGAAUGACCUUGUAGUCAAGGCCUCUUAGGACAUCAAGAUCAGAGCAUACCUUUUGAAAACAGUGCAAAUAAUAGGAUUUGAAGACAUGUAAAGUACCACAAAACAUUUCAAAGGGUACUUGUUUUGCAGUGUUUAAGAAAGAACUGAGUACUUGCAUAAGGAUUGAACAGUGGCUGUUUUGCCAUUACUGGUGGCUUUUCAGUUUAGAAAAGCCUGUUGGCCCAAAGGUCUGAAUUGAAAAUGAUGAACUUUGACUUGUUUAUUAGAAACUGAAUUGCAGAUUGCAUGGAUAUUUGGGGAAUGUAGAUGAUCUGGGCCCAUGGGAAAGAAUGAAUGGAUUCCCAUUACUGUUUUAAUAGUGGAAUUUGUUUGAAGUUCUACCUAUCCAUUACUCUAUGGUGGCACAUCCUAUAAUGCUCGUUUUACUUGUCCUGGAAAUGUUUGGUUUGAAAUGUUUUGAGGUGAUUAUGUGGCUUGUCCUGUAUGAAUGACAUCAGGAGUGAGAAGCUGCUAGAUAUAAGUUCUGCUGCUAAUACCUGGCAUUUGUAGAGAGAUUUAAAGUUUGCAAAGUGCUUUAUAGAUACUAUCUUUUUUCAACCUCAAAACCCUGUGAGGGGUUAGCCAUGUUUUACAGAUGAUAAAGAAAUUUGCUAGAGUUUGUCAGACUUUCAGUCAGAGAAACAACCUUGAGCAAUAAUUUGAAAUUAUUUCUUCAUAUCAAAUGGAAGUAAUAUUGUCUGUGGGAAGAUAUGCUACAAUGUUAUUCUGAGAUUCAAAUAAGAUGUGUAUAAAAUGCUUUUUAAAAGCACUAUAUCAAUGUGAGCUCUUAGAAGUGUGAUAAAAUCAGUGCCAAUUGUUUGAUCUUUUGCAAUGAUUAAACAGUGGAAAUGACUAUAUAAGGUGGAACCCACUAAAGGUUCCUUAUUUGCUCAUGGUCCUGUUUUGGCCUUUGAAUUAUACAUUGCUUCAAAUUUCUGAGAAGUAGCUUGACUAAAUUAGAAAACAAACUGGUGCUAACAGCUAAUGGAUUGGGUAAACAUUAAUGCAUCAUCAACUGGCUAAUGAAGGGAGGAUGUCAGCAGGUUUCUUACUGGAGUGGUCAUCAAAGACCAAAACUAAAUUUUACCUAAUAUUGAAAACAUGAUUAAAAGGAACUAGGUCCAGAAAAUUUUCACAGUGUAAGGGUAUUUUUCAGGAGGAACUGAGUUCAAAUGUGACCUCAGAUACUUAACACUUACUAGCUAUGUGACUCUGGGCAAGUCACUUAACCCUAAUUGCCUCACAAAGAAAAAAAAGAUAAAGUUGACUCAAGUUGGCCAUACACAUUAUAUCCUUAAUUGGAAAACCUUUAAUAGCAUUUGGGUAUCAGCAAUAUUGGACUUGCUAUUUCACCACUACAGAGUGCUUAGAUGGAUGACAGCCAGCUUUGUCUUAGAGCAGGGGCUCUUUAACUUUUUUGUAUCCUGGACUAUGUUGGCAGCCUGAAAAACCUAUAGUUACAUCUCAAAAUGAUUAGAAUGCCUAGGAUUACAAAGGAAACCAGUUACAUUGAAAUAAUUAUGAAAAAGGGGCAGCUAGAUUGUGCAGUGGAUAAAGCACUGGCCUUGAAUUCAGGAGGACCUGAGUUCAAAUCUGGCCUCAGACACUUAUCACUUACUAGCUGUGUAACCCUGGGCAAGUCACUUAACCCACACUGCCUCGCAAAAAAUAAUGAAAAAAGUGCAUAGACCCUGGGAUAAAAACAUCUAGAGCAUAGGGGGUACUCUCUCCCCUUUAUAUUUUGGGCUCUUCAGGUUUUCUGCAAAAUGUGAGAAAACCAGAGAAUAAAGGUCCUGUCUCCCAAAUACAGAGAUCUGGGAUGCAGGGGAGGAAGUGCUAUAUUGGUUUUGUUCAAUGUCAGUGAUAUCCUUUGCCUGCAAGCUUCUUUAUUAUCACUAUUGUUUUAAGUAAAAUUACUUUGUUUUUAACUGUUGAUUCUUGUGAUAACCUGAAAAAGCCAACAUCCCUCUUUGUAGUUCACAGGAAGUGAGCAGUCAGUAAGCUGAACUUGGUUGGAAACAGUUUUCAGGAAAUUGGGGCAUAAUGGCUAAAGUGAAAGUCUGUGUGUAAACCCUUCUCCUAUUCACUGUUCCCAAACAGCUAAACAUGUAUCCAAAAAAGAGAUGCAUUUAUAAAAUUCUAAAACUUUAAAAAGGGGGGAAAUGCAGCAGACUGAGUUAAUCAGGAUCAAGCACAGCUGUAAUAAAAUAAAGAAAUACUAUGGGCUAAUAGAAUUAUGGGAGAAAUCUUCAAAAGAAUUUUUUUUUUGCAGUAACUAGGAUCCAAGAAAAGAGGAGGGAAAUACCAUCAUAUUUCAGAGAGUUACUGGAGGAUUAAUAUUAAAAUUGAAGAAGAACUGAGCAAACUAGAGCUUUGGUUUCUUUGGAUAGGAGCUGUAAAAACCUUGGUAAAGGGGGCAGUUAGGUGGCACAGUGGAUAAAGCACCGGCUCAGGAUUCAGGAGUACCUGAGUUCAAAUCCGGCCUCAGACACUUGACACUUACUACCUGUGUGACCCUGGGCAAGUCACUUAACCCCCAUUGCCCUGCAAAAAAACAAAAAAACCCUUGGUAAAACAGUAGACACCCUGGAAAAAAGAAUGGAGGGAACUGCUGGUGUUUCCAGCAUACUGUCAGCAGGUAGGUGGUACAUUGGAUAAAGCACUGGUCCUCGAUUCAGGAGGACCUGAGUUCAAAUCCAGCCUCAGAAACUUGUCACUUACUAGCUGUGUGACCCUGGGCAAGUCACUUAACCCUCAUUGCCCCACCAAAAAAAAUCCCCCCAAACCAAAAAAAAAAAAAAAAAAGGAAGCCAAUUAUAUACCAGAAAUAAGACCAAAGUGAAAAGAACAAAAUUAUAAGAAGGUGUCAAGAGCUUUACCACAAAAACCAGUUGGUUGGCCUGGAAAAUUUCUUGAUGUUAAAAGUCAUAACUCUCCCCAAAAGUGAUAAUAAAUCAUAAAUCUGAAUAAAGAGUGAAAACCCAGGUUUUACUCACCCAGAAGUGUGAUAGCCAACUGGCAAAACUUGGAUCAAAAUAAAUACUGCAAAUAGUUAGGAAAAGACCACAUACUAAGUAGUUACACUUAAAUAAGACUAGUCAUCAGUGAGAAAGCAGAAUAAGAUCCAAAUUAUAUAGUGAAAGGUAAAGAAAAAUAGUUUGCAUCAAAAAUGACAUGUAAAAUUAUGCAUACUUCAGUGAAUAGAGAAUUUUUUAAACAGUUCACUUGUAAGCAUCCCUUUUGCGAAAAAAAAAAAAGGGACAACUGGGCAGUCUUAAUUGCAGUACUGCUGGGUAAUGAUCUUGUGCUAAUAAUCUAAUUAGGAGAAAAGACUACUCUGUAGGAUAGCCCAUUGUGUCAAAACAGAUAAAUUCUCUGAGGUUUGGAUUUCAAAAAGAAAUAGCAAUAGCCAAGAGGAUAAGGAAAAAGACUCUAAGUUGGAAUGCCAUAGGUAGUUCUUUAAAACUUAAAGGGGGAGAAAGAGGACAUCUUAUGAAUUGUACCCAAAUCUGGGCUUGAGAAGAGUUAACACAAAGUUAAUGAGAGAAGACCAUAGAUUUAGGGAUAGUGGCUGAGGGGUUAUCUAGUUUAAAGCCAUCAUUUUAUAAUUGAGCAAAGAAACCCAGAGAAAUUAAAGGACGAGUAUGGUCAGAGGGGUAGUCAGUAUCAGAAACAGGACUAUGACUCUAAAACUCCUUCCAGGGACCAUAGAGUGUACUGGACAAAGGAGUUACAAAACAAAAAAUCUUGUAACAAAGAUUAAAUUUCAUCCCAAGACAAAAACUGAAGCAUUUUUCAGUGCUUGAGCUAAUAUGAAUCAAAAUAUAGUUAAAGGGAAAAAAGGGUAGGGCAGCUAGGUGGUACAGUGGAUACAGCACUGGCCCUGGAGUCAGGAGGACCUGAGUUCAAAUCCAACCUCAUACACUUGACACUGGCUGUGUGACCCUGGGGAAGUCACUUAAUCCUAAUUGCCUUGCAAAAAACAAAAACAAACACAAAAAAACAGAGCUAAGACAGGAUGUUGGCUCCCCACAUUGAGACAACUAGAAGGCUUCAAAUGGCUCACUCUACCCAGAUAAAGCUGAAAUUUCAAGUCAUGUUACAACUUGGAAUGAAUAGUGAAGAUUUAAAGGACUUGAUAAAGUUUGUGGAAUUCAGCCCCAAGUUGUUAAAGUUCCAUGACAAGUUAAAGACCAUACAAGCACAGGUGUUAUGUGAUGCUUUUGAAGACUCAUUUCUCCAUUGUUCUGCCAACCUUGGUAUUUUUUUUCAACCUUGGUGUUUUGAAUAUAUUUGUAUAUUGAAGAUAAUUGCCAAACUGUUUGCAGUAAAGUUUUUUUCAUUUUCUUUAUUUUGGUGGGGCAGUGAAGGUUAAGUGACUUGCCCAGGGUCACACAGCUAGUAUAUGGUAAGUGUCUGAGGCCAAAUUUGAACUCAGGUCCUCCUGAAUCCAGGGCCGGUGCUCUAUCCACUGUGCCACCUAGCUGUACCGUGCAGUAAAGUUUUAAAGGUUAUUUCCUAUCGUACCAGUAAUAUUAGCCGAGGGAGAUUGUUGUGGUUGUUUUUGCGGGGCAACAAGGGUUAAGUGACAUGUCCAGGGUCAUACAGCUAGUAAGUGUGAAGUGUCUGAGGUUGGAUUUAAAUUCAGGUCCUCCUGAAUCCAGGGCUAGUGCUUUAUCUACUGUGCCACCUAGCCGCGCCCCCGCCCCCCAGGGAGAUUGUUAAGAGCAAUUUCCAAUAAACUUUGUCUUGUUUUGUGAGCCAGGAACAAUUAACAUAUUUCAAUUGUCUCCCUACCCCCCAGUAUAUACAUAAGUGGCAUUACAUGCUGAAUUAAAAUCUCCAAUCCCUGUGAAGAAAGCUUGGGGAAGGGAAGACCCCAACCAUCCCAGAUCAAAGAUUACCCAAGUGAAAAAUAAGUGCUGGGGCAGGAUCCUAGAUUUAACUACAGGUCCUCUUGAGCUGGAUACUCAGUGAUAAUGGCAUUUUUGUAGUGCCUGAACAGAGAAACUGCAGCCUCCAACCAAUUAUUUAUUAAAAUACCUACUGUGUACCAAGUGCUCCAUGAGGGGCUGUUGACCCCACACUAGCAGAUUGUAGAGCAAGGGCCCCACCCUAAUUGGUUGAGUGUAGGCAGUUUCAAAUCUCCUUUCUGUUUUCUGACCUGGUUAGUGACCAUAUCCCUUUGUUGUCACAUGUGCUUCCUGAUCUAGAUAUAUGAUGUCCAGAAGGGAGAGGAAGGAAUAUUUUUUUCUUUAUUAAAAAGACAUUAAUAGGGGGCAGCUAGAUGGCACAGUGGUUAAAGCACCGGCCCCGGAUU